Molecule: messenger RNA, 1057 nt
Organism: Cucumis sativus (cucumber)
Lineage: Eukaryota; Viridiplantae; Streptophyta; Magnoliopsida; Cucurbitales; Cucurbitaceae
Exons: 4
Coding region: 116-883 (255 amino acids)
Source: RefSeq, a predicted model, not a curated record
UAUCUUUUUCUUCUUUCUUGUGGCUGUGGCUGUGGCUGUGGCUGUGGCUCUGCCUCUUUUCUUCUUCUUCUUCUUCUUCCUCAAAAUCUCUCUCUCUCUUCUCUGUUCCACAUUAAUGGCGGCCAAGCUUCUACCAUCAUCUCAUCUCUAUCCUCUCCCUUCCAACUCCUUCUCCGCCAUAGACCUAUCUCCACGCCCAUGCUUCGCCCGACCUCGCACUCAUUUCAAGCCUCACAGAUCGGUUACCGUCAGAGUCAGUGCGGAGCCGCUCGUCGCUCUCCAAGACCACAACAACUCCGCCUUCCUCCUCGCUGAGUCUGUCGGCUAUUCCAUGGCUAGUUACUACACUUCUCUCGGCCUCUUCGUCAUCUCCGUCCCUGGCUUAUGGUCUCUUAUCAAACGAUCCGUCAAGUCCAAGGUUGUGAAGAAGACGUUCGUUAGCGAAGAUGGGUCGAAGAAGGAGCCGAAUCAGAUUGCUGGAGAGAUCUUGUCGUUCUUCACUCGGAAUAAUUUUCAAGUCACUGAUAGAGGUGAAACCAUAACGUUUGAAGGAACGAUGGUUCCGAGUCGAGGACAAGCGGCAUUAUUGACAUUCUGUACGUGCAUUAGCUUGGCCAGUGUGGGACUUGUUCUGACCAUAACAUAUCCAGAUUUUGGCAACAAUUGGUUUUGGCUGAGCAGCUUGAGUCCCCUGGCUGGAGCAUAUUACUGGGUAAAAGCAUCAAGAAAGGAAGAAAUCAAAGUUAAAAUGAUAGUUGGAGAAGAUGGAAGGUUGGGAGAGAUUGUUGUUCAAGGAGAUGACCAACAGAUAGACCAAAUGAGAAAGGAGCUUAAGUUGAGUGAGAAAGGCAUGGUUUAUGUCAAAGGUAUUUUUGAACAAUAAUUAUUAGUUUCUCUUUUUCUUUUCCCUUUUUUUUCUUUCCUGCUUUACCAUAGUUGAAGGCAUCUUCAUGAGUCCGUAUAUUCUUGUUCCAAAAACUCAAAAUCACAGUCCAGAUUCUGGAAAGUACAACAAUUUUCAACAUAUGAAUCAUACAAAUACAUCAAAAUUUGAACA